AUGUCUGGUGGAGUUGGACCAACUGUCGGUGACAUUAGCCUACCAAAAGAAGAUGAAGAACUCGUACACAAAGAACAACACGACCAAUCUCUCAAGAACAACAAUCUCAACAAACCACAAAACAAAUCCACUUUCCUCUCAUUCCGACAACUCAAUUGUUUAGCUGUUGUUGUCGUGUUAUCCGCCAGUGGCAUGGUCAGUCCUCAAGAUUUCGCGUUCGUACUCUUCUCGAUCUUCUACAUGUACUUCAUAUCAAAAACCGUGUUUCCAACUCUUCACCCUUCCAACGAACAACCUAUUUUCAACCGACAGAACAAAAUCCUUAAACUCUAUGUUCUGGUUGGAGCAAUCAUUGGACUCUACGCUCCUAUAGCGUAUAUUCUACAUGGAAUAAUCGAGGGUGAUAAGAAAGGUAUAGCCGCAGCUACACCACAUGUUUUUCUUCUGGCCAGUCAAGUUUUUAUGGAAGGUGUGGCUUUUUCUGAUGGAUUUUCGUCUCCGAUAAGAGCUUUUGUUCCUGUUUUGUAUAAUGCGAGAAGGGUUUUUACUAUUGUGGAUUGGUUGAGAGAUGAGAUUUACAAGGUGGAUGAAGAACACAGUGGCUCUUAUAGAAGGAUUUAUGCUGGAAGAGCACUUGCUGUGGCGAAUAUGGCUUUUUGGUGUUUUAAUUUGUUUGGAUUUUUGGUUCCUGUUUAUCUUCCUAGGGUUUUUAAGGCUUAUUAUUCUAGCCAGAAAGUUAAUUAA
This is a messenger RNA of Lathyrus sativus (Indian pea), 744 nucleotides long. The record is from the annotation of a GenBank genome assembly. NCBI's taxonomy places the organism in Eukaryota, Viridiplantae, Streptophyta, Magnoliopsida, Fabales, Fabaceae.